This is a messenger RNA of Carcharodon carcharias (great white shark), 522 nucleotides long. It is a transcript of the gene tmem91, whose product is annotated as transmembrane protein 91. The transcript is spliced from 4 exons. Bases 1 to 522 code for a protein of 173 amino acids. NCBI's taxonomy places the organism in Eukaryota, Metazoa, Chordata, Chondrichthyes, Lamniformes, Lamnidae. The record is from RefSeq and is a predicted model, not a curated record. Gene Ontology annotation, cellular component: intracellular membrane-bounded organelle; membrane.
AUGGGUAAUGGACAACAGAAAUGCUACCACAAGCGUGGACUCGAAUAUGCUAGCUAUCAUAGUUCAAUCGAACCGACUGAUCACGAGAUUGCUCAAUUAACCCAGCGGCGAAUGAGGGACUGGCCAUGCAGUGAGAACGACAAGCAAACAUGUGAACAGUUGCUUGCGGGCUCCCAGUGCCUGAUCGACGCACUCAACAUUGGGAAGACUAAUUGCUACAGCGAUGGCGACAGUAAUAGUGAUAGUGACAGUGACAGCACCAUCUCCCUCAACAUCCCUCAGGAUCACCUGGGACUGGCUGUCUUCUCCAUGCUCUGCUGCUUUUGGCCAAUGGGAAUUGCUGCAUUUUAUUUAUCACAGAAGACCAGCAAAGCCACAGCCAAAGGGGAUUAUCGGCAGGCCAGCUCAGCCUCCAGGAAAGCUCUGUGCACAGCCGUCUGCUCCAUUGCCCUUGGGGUCUGUACAUAUAUCGGAGGCGUGGUGGCCCUGGCUGUAUACAGGUCAAAGAAUGGUCACUCGUAG